This is a messenger RNA of Pan troglodytes (chimpanzee), 5104 nucleotides long. RefSeq names its product N-terminal EF-hand calcium binding protein 1 (gene NECAB1). The coding region runs from base 169 to 1227 and encodes 352 amino acids. Gene Ontology annotation, cellular component: cytoplasm. Gene Ontology annotation, biological process: regulation of amyloid precursor protein biosynthetic process. Gene Ontology annotation, molecular function: calcium ion binding. The transcript has 13 exons. The record is from RefSeq and is a predicted model, not a curated record. Lineage: Eukaryota; Metazoa; Chordata; Mammalia; Primates; Hominidae.
ACCGAGCGCGGAGAGCGCGGAGAGCGCGGAGGGAGGCGCGCGCGGGAGCGAACAUCCUCCCGGAUCCAGAGCCCGGCGGCGGCGAAGCAGCAGCUGCGGCCGCGCCCUUGCCAGAGCAGGUGCGUCCGCCUAGCCCCGCUCCGCCUGAGGCCGUCAGGGCUCCCGAGGAUGGAAGAUUCCCAGGAGACAUCGCCGUCCUCCAACAACUCCUCGGAGGAGCUCAGCUCUGCUCUGCACCUGUCCAAGGGCAUGUCGAUCUUCCUCGACAUACUGAGGAGAGCAGACAAAAAUGAUGAUGGAAAAUUAUCCUUUGAAGAAUUCAAAGCAUAUUUUGCAGAUGGUGUUCUCAGUGGAGAAGAAUUACACGAGCUUUUCCAUACCAUUGAUACACAUAAUACUAAUAAUCUUGACACAGAAGAGCUAUGUGAAUAUUUUUCUCAGCACUUGGGCGAGUAUGAGAAUGUACUAGCAGCACUUGAAGACCUGAAUCUUUCCAUCCUGAAGGCAAUGGGCAAAACAAAGAAAGACUACCAAGAAGCCUCCAAUUUGGAACAAUUCGUAACUCGAUUUUUAUUGAAGGAAACCCUGAAUCAGCUGCAGUCUCUCCAGAAUUCCCUGGAAUGUGCCAUGGAAACCACUGAGGAGCAAACCCGUCAAGAAAGGCAAGGGCCAGCCAAGCCAGAAGUCCUAUCGAUUCAAUGGCCUGGAAAACGAUCAAGCCGCCGAGUCCAGAGACACAACAGCUUCUCCCCAAACAGCCCUCAGUUUAAUGUCAGCGGUCCAGGCUUAUUAGAAGAAGACAACCAGUGGAUGACCCAGAUAAAUAGACUCCAGAAAUUAAUCGAUAGACUGGAAAAGAAGGAUCUCAAACUUGAACCACCAGAAGAAGAAAUUAUUGAAGGGAAUACUAAAUCUCACAUCAUGCUUGUGCAGCGGCAGAUGUCUGUGAUAGAAGAGGACCUGGAAGAAUUCCAGCUCGCUCUGAAACACUACGUGGAGAGUGCUUCCUCCCAAAGUGGAUGCUUGCGUAUUUCUAUACAGAAGCUUUCAAAUGAAUCUCGCUACAUGAUCUAUGAGUUCUGGGAGAAUAGUAGUGUAUGGAAUAGCCACCUUCAGACAAAUUAUAGCAAGACAUUCCAAAGAAGUAAUGUGGAUUUCUUGGAAACUCCAGAACUCACAUCUACAAUGCUAGUUCCUGCUUCGUGGUGGAUCCUGAACAACAACUAGAUGUUCCUAGACAUUUUCUUUAUGGUUCCAAGUGCGAAACAGGUGUUCUUAUCUAAAACGUCAAUUAGAAAAUUAUCUGCAGUUGUUAAUCUACUGUAUAUUUUUGUUUGGUAUAUUUACUAAGUGCACUCUUUCAAAACUUAUUCUAUAACUUUAUCAAUUCAUGUGAAUUUUAGCUCAAUUUUCAAAGUUCACUAAUAUUCUCAAUAUUUAAUGCUAAAUGCUUUGCUACAUUGUAACUCACCUAAAACCUUUUAGUGACAAAAUCCUAAUAUGUGGAAAAAAGCAUAUGCAUAAAGGAAUAAUAUUGUGAAAAUGAAUUUGUUAUGAUAAAAAAUAAAGUGGAAACUUUUAGAGUAUUACUUCAUAGGGCAGAUUUUGUAAAUUGUUGUAUACUGUAAAGGGUUAAAUCAGCGUUUUGUGAUUUUUAAGUAACUGUGAGUGAAGUUUAUUCUUUAACAAUGUCUACUCCAUCCCCAACCCAACUCACAGCCCUAUGACUACUAUCUUUGCAUUAGUUAAAAAGUUAGUAUAUAGGCAUCAAACAACCUUGGCUGUAACCUAUAGAAUCUCUAUCCAUGUAUCAGGUUAUAGACUGGUUUUUCAAAAGUGAACAAUCCUGUGAUAAGUUGGAGUACCAUUUAGUAAUACAGCAACAUUGUGUCAUUUAUUAGCAUCAUAAUUCUUUGUUAUGUAAGUUAAAUAUAUCAAGAAAGAAGAGACUGUUUGGAAAAAUGUGGUUCAAGUUUUAUGCUAUAUAGUUUUGGUAUGCAAUACAGACAGCUAACUUUUCUUAUGAAAAAUACAUAUUUGCAUGUAAACAAUGAUUUCAAAAUACUUGAAAAAUAAAAUUUUAACCCAAAUGAAUAACUAAGAAAUAUAAAACAAGCACAAAAUCUUAGGGAAGUCAUAAAAUAGUAGUGAAAGUAUUAGAAGACAUCUGUUUUCCAAUUUCAACACUAGAAUGACUAAAACUAUCUACCUACAGAACUAUCUGUAGAUAGUAUACUAUCUACACUGUGCUCAACAAGCUCAGAAAUUAAAUAUUUUUAAUAAUAAAAAUCUGUUCUCGUUAUAAACCUUGCUAACGAAAAUACAAUACAUAUAAAAAUGUAUAGCCAUGUUAUUUUCUAGUAUAAAUUCCUUUGAAACUAUAAGUCUUUGGGGAAAAAUAUAAGGUAAAAUUUUCCUAUUUUUCCCCCUUUGAAAAACUCAGGAAAAAAGGAAGAUUGAACUAAUAAAAUUUUAUUUCUUAAAUAUAAAUUUGACCUAAAAUAUUUUCUCAAACUAAUUCAUGAAACAGCAACUUUUACCAAUACCUUUGUAUACUCUCAGUUCUCAUUCUGUAUAAAUAAAAUUUUAAAAUCCUUUCAUAGUUCUAUUAGAAAUAAGUAGUAAAUUUUGAUAUAUUGUACAUAUACACGUGUGUGUGUGUGUGUGUGUGUGUAUUUGUGUGCCUCUGGUCAACUCUAAGGAUGACAGACACUGUGUAACAACACCUGGGUCAACUCUUUUAAUUUAUAUACAAAGCAAAGAACAACAUUAAUGGAGAUGCACAAUGAUUAUUCAAACAAGCUAUAUAUAUAUGUACAAAGGCAAACAGACACAUAACAGUCUCUGCAGACUGAUUGUAUAUAGUAAGAAAAGAUCAAAAGACUUUAAAACCUAAAUGACUUUUGACAUACAAACUCUUCUUGAGAAUGUUUGUUGUAAAUGGUUUCAAAAAUACAAAUUAUAGCCAAUCAAAACAUUGCUUUGGUUGGUGUAUUUAAGUAUCCAACUCAAAAAGCAUAUCAAAUAUUUUGGGUACUAGGCAGUUUCCAAAGUAGCAUGGUAGUAUUAUUUGUUAAAAGGGUUCUGUUUUCAGUAACAGUACCAAGUGGAAGGGAUCUGCAGAUUCCAAAUUGGAAUAAGCUCUAUCAUAUUCUGAAACAAGAAUUAGAAUGACUUGAGAAUGGGCAAAUAACAAAGCAAACCAAUAUAAUUAUAUGGUCAUUCUGACGCCAGCUCUUAUACAAAUUAUACAUGUAUUUUUGUGUAUGUUUGUGAGAGUUGUAUGUAUGUGAAUGUGUGUGAGUGUGUAUUCACAUACACAUAUAUACUGGAACCUAUAGUAGAAAAGGAAACUAGUAGGGCCAAAAAAAAAAAAAGAAAAAGAAAAAGAAAAAAGAAAAAAAAAGAAAAAACUGGGACCUAAGUAUAAAUAUCUCAUCUUAAACUAAACAAUAAGUUUAUAGUUAACGAAGAUUUUUUUCUAUUUAAAACCCCAUUUUCCUAAAGAACAAAGUAGUAAAAUAAAAAAAAAAAUUAAAAAAUAAAAAAUAAAAAAAAGAGGUCACUAAAAGACCAAGAUGGGAAAUGUAACAUGGAAUACAAGCUUGAAUCUAGGAAACAAGCUCAAAAAACAGUGAAAAAAAAGUACUGGUUUAGGAGUUCAAAAUUCAGUGAAACAAACUUUUUGCCAAUAGACCUAGGGAUCUAAGAAAUAGAAUUAGGGAGAGUUUACACUUACCUAUAUAUCAGCAGAUUUUUCUGGAAGAAACCCUUUUUUUUUUUUUUUUUUAACAGUAACAUCCAGAGUGACAAAUUGCAGGAGAUUUAAUGUAUAUAAUUUCUAGGAAUUAAAAGCUUAAACCCAAAAAUUGUUCAUCCAUAUAUAAGAAAUUAUAGAAUUAAAACUUAAUGUAUGUCAAUUAUUUUCAAAUGUCUAAAUUCCUUUGGAAAUAAAAAUAUCAGUUUUACUUUGAAAUUGCUCAACUUCUGCUAUUCAUAUGGUCUGAUUAGUGACAUAAGUAGCAGCCGUUUUUCGACUUCAGUUUCAUUCACUACCAUUGUUUCCAAAUUAUCAAUCUCUGCUAGUAAUUAUGAAUUUAAGACCAUAUUAUUAUCAAAAACCUAGAGACCAAUCAUAUAUCUGAAAAGAAAUACCCAUUAAAAAUUCUGCCUCCUGUUUAUUGAGAACUAUGCAUUGAACAUUCUGAAUCAUUCUAAGCCUCUGGAGAGACUGUAAUGAUCCAUUCAUGAGCUGGUAUGAAAUCAGUGGGAAGCAGAACAACAGAAGCAACUUUAAAAGCAACAAGCAAUUAUGUACCAUAUAUACACUGUAGCAAAUAUUUUAUAUUUGAGAGUCUUUACAGCUUACAUUUCCAUUCCAUUAUUACAAGUGAUGAAAAACAAAAAAUUGCAAGUAGUAUGCAAAUUAUAAAUAUACAGUCUUCCCACUUCACUAACCAAAUUCCUACUUUCCAGUGUUACUUCCCAAUUUAUGCAGGAAACCUCCUGCAAAGCUGAAACUGAUUAGAAAAUUCUUUAUAUUUUAAAAUAGCUCUUUCUCAUUUUUAGAGAAGUCAAAUAGCCAACCAUCAAAAUUAAGAAUAAAUUGAAUUGUCACAGUCCAUUACAGUUAUUGUUGCUAGAUCCACCUCAUUUGCAGAUGUCCAAACUUAAAUUCAUCUGUUCUUAAAAUGCUACUUAAAACUUUGGUUGUUUUCCUGUAAUAUAAAAGAGAAAGUUAAUUUAUCAACUGAUGAUUGAAUACAGUUUUUACUAAUUAGUUUAUCAAACCAAAUACCGUGAACGUACCGGGUGUUUACAGAUUUAAAUGCAUGUUACCAUAGAAACUAUUAAAGUAACUAGAACUGUCAAAUAACAAAAUGGCUCAUGUUUUUAAAAUAUAUGUAACUCAUUUUAAAAUAUAUUAAAUUGUAUUCCAAACCUGUUCUUCUGUUUCUGUGGCACCUAGCUUUAAAAUAUGUAUUAAUGUGUAAAUCACAAGUAAAAUGAAUUCUAAUGUACAAGUUUGUUUUAAAAAGUCUAUGUCAAGCUUUUAUUUACACAAUAAAAUGUUAUUAAAGAUGGAAAGUCUACAAAUGAAAAA